AUGGAAAGCUUCCUCAGGGAAUGGCGGCAGGAUGCCCUCAACAAGGCGCAAUACGAGUCGGCUAUCUUUAUCGGCGACAAGCUACUUGCAUUGACCAACGACGACCAAGACGCAUUCUGGCUAGCACAAGUCCACUUCGCGACAGGAAACUACACUCGCGCCCAGGCAUUCCUCUCCAGCCAAAACCUCAUCGCUCGAAACCCCUCAUGUCGCUAUCUCGCCGGCCACUGUCUGAUCAAGCAAAACCGAUUCGACGAAGCUCUCUCCGUUCUCGGCGACCGCAACCCGACGCAUCUGAUAGCCAACGGUGCGAGCAACAAGCGCAAAACACAGCCGCGCCAGACACGGCGUCGCGACCCAGCUGCCGAAGAGGAGGCUGCAAACAGAAGAUAUGAAGCUGCCAUGUGUUUUCUCCGUGGAAUCUGCUAUGCCAAGCAGAAUGCGUUUGACCGCGCAAAGGAGUGCUAUAAAGAUGCUGUGAGGAUCGAUGUCCAGUGCUUUGAGGCGUUUCAACAGCUUAUGAACAAUAAUCUGUUGUCGCCAGACGAGGAAUGGCAGUUCCUCGAGAGUCUGGACUUUGACUCGAUUCAUGUAUCGGGGGAUGUCUCGUCUUCACAGCAGGCUGGCGACUUUACAAAGAUGCUCUACACGACACGCCUUUCCAAAUACCGAAAUCCUGCAGCUUUCGAGACCGCAUACGACUCUCUGUCGACACAUUAUCACCUGGCAUCAAAUCCUGACUUACAGCUUGCGCGAGCGGAUCUUCUCUAUACGCAGUGUCGCUACCGGGAUGCGCUGAACAUCACAAAUGGGAUUUUACAAGACGACAAAUACAACUUUAGUGUAUAUCCAGUGCACUUGGCCUGUUUGUUUGAGCUCAAGGAGAAGAACUUGUUAUUCUUAAUUGCCCAUGAUUUGGCAGACAGUCAUCCUGAAGAGCCAUGCUCGUGGCUUGCGGUCGGUAUCUACUACUUUUCAAUUGGCAAGAUUCCCGAGGCACGACGAUAUUUCAGCAAGGCGAGUAUGAUGGAUGCACACUUCGGACCAGCAUGGAUAGGAUUCGCGCACACAUUUGCAGCAGAGGGCGAGCAUGAUCAGGCGAUUUCAGCAUAUUCGACAGCGGCGAGACUAUUCAUGGGUACGCAUCUGCCUCAAGUAUUCUUGGGAAUGCAGAACCAUGCGCUUAACAACAUGACACUCGCGGAGGAGUUUCUCAAGACAGCUUACGGCCUCUGUAAAACGGACCCUCUACUAUUGAACGAGAUGGGUAUAGUGAAAUAUCACCAAGACAAACCCAAGGAGGCAGCACAGUACUUUACAGCAGCGCUUAAGAUCGCUGAUGAUAUGGACAGCGAUCCUUCAGCAUGGUUAGCAGCCAGGACGAACCUUGGUCACUCGUUCCGAAGAUUAAGACACUUUAACCGAGCUUUGGCUGAAUUUGACGAGGUCUUGCGACAAGGAGGCAAAGACGCAGCUAUCUUCAGCGCAAAGGGCCUUAUUCUGAUGGAACAGAACAAGCCUGAAGAGGCAGUCACAGUCCUACAUGAAGCUUUGGCAGUGAACCCACAGGACAGUAUUGCGACUGAGUUACUUAACAAAGCACUUGAGGAGACGGUUUUGCUGGAUGGUGCGGCAGAGUCUGAAGCCGAGGACUUGAUAGAAUUCGAGCGUACUCUGGGACAGCAGAAGCAUGAUGCAGCUGUCAAGGUGAACGGUGGUCGAAGAACAGUUGGAAGAAUGGAGAAGGGUAAAGGAAGAGUUAGACGAUCACGGAGGAUGACGGUAUUGGAGGACGAGGAUGAUUCGGCGGAGAGAGAAGAUAGUAUGAUGGAAAUGACCGACGAUGAGUAA
Messenger RNA from Fusarium coffeatum, 1851 nucleotides. RefSeq lists its product as uncharacterized. NCBI's taxonomy places the organism in Eukaryota, Fungi, Ascomycota, Sordariomycetes, Hypocreales, Nectriaceae. Gene Ontology annotation, molecular function: protein binding. The coding region runs from base 1 to 1851 and encodes 616 amino acids. The record is from RefSeq and is a predicted model, not a curated record. The transcript is spliced from 2 exons. Gene Ontology annotation, biological process: cell division.